Oryza sativa Japonica Group (Japanese rice) is the source of this 1331-nucleotide messenger RNA. The record is from RefSeq and is a predicted model, not a curated record. Lineage: Eukaryota; Viridiplantae; Streptophyta; Magnoliopsida; Poales; Poaceae.
CAAACGCAUCCCAGCCAAGUACCCGCCACGGCCGCUUUAUCCCAAACCAAACCACACACGCCGCGUCCGCUUCUCACUUCCCAAGCCAGAGGGCGCCCUCUCUCCCUCCCAUGCACGCGCGCUCUCCCACUGAGCCUUCCAAGCCACCGCAGCCGCAGCCAUGAGCGCCGGCGACACGCUCGACAAGCUCGUGGUCUUCCUCGCGAAGCGCGAUGGCAUCGACAAGCUGGUCAAGACGUUCCAGUACGUGUCCAAGCUCGCGCACUGGGCGGCGGAGUCGUCCAGCCCGGGCCUCGCCGGGCGCGCCAAGAACUGGGAGACGUCCGCGGGGCUCAGCCGCAAGGCCUUCCGCACGGGCCGCUUCCUCACGGGGCUCAACGGGCUGCGCCGCGCGCCGGGGGAGUUCGGCGCGCUCGCCGUGCUCGCCAACGCCGGCGAGAUGGUCUACUUCUUCUUCGACCACUUCACGUGGCUCUCCCGCGUCGGCGUCCUCGACGCCUGGCUCGCGCGACGCAUGAGCUUCAUCUCCGCCUUCGGCGAGUCCGUCGGCUACGUGUUCUUCAUCGCCAUGGACCUCAUCAUGAUCAGGAGGGGCCUCAGGCAGGAGAGGAAGCUGCUCAGGGAGGGCGGGAAGGACAAGGACAAGGAGGUGAAGAAGAUCCGGAUGGACAGGGUGAUGCGGCUCAUGGCGACGGCCGCCAACGUCGCCGACCUCGUCAUCGGCAUCGCGGACAUCGAGCCCAACCCGUUCUGCAACCACGCUGUCACGUUGGGGAUCAGUGGGCUCGUCUCGGCGUGGGCCGGCUGGUACAGGAACUGGCCGUCGUGAGCUGUUCCAACUCUAUUUUUCGCACGCUCUUCGGCCUUGUUACAUCAUAAUGAUUUUGCCAGGCACUGAACUCUGCUUCUGUAGCAAAUUUUACAGUCGAGAUACCGUUGGUGUAUAGUCGCAUAGAUCGACGCAUACUGUACUGAACAGCUCACUGGCAAUCCCAACCAAUCUUUCAUGAUCGAUGAGUCUGUUCUUAAGAUCAAUCGUCAAUUCCUCAUACAGUACGUACUACUUUACUCAAGGGGUUGAUUGGAUUUGGAAACCGACACUUGAGGCACAUCGGCACAUGAAAGAAGAGAACGUAGCAAUCUUCCGUUUAUUUCAACCAAGUUCUCUUUUUUCUUCGUCUCUCUCUUCAGUCUGAACAUAUUUUCGGGGAAAAUGCAGCCAUCGUCGUCGCAGAACACAUGGAGACCAAUAGCUAGCUUGGGCGCCUGGCUGAAAUAAUCUGUACAUGACAGCAAUUCCGAUAUCUAAUAAGAUUGAAAAUAUUGCCAAA